Melospiza georgiana is the source of this 8512-nucleotide messenger RNA. It is a transcript of the gene CARF, whose product is annotated as calcium responsive transcription factor. Bases 335 to 2395 code for a protein of 686 amino acids. Gene Ontology annotation, molecular function: DNA-binding transcription factor activity, RNA polymerase II-specific; RNA polymerase II cis-regulatory region sequence-specific DNA binding. NCBI's taxonomy places the organism in Eukaryota, Metazoa, Chordata, Aves, Passeriformes, Passerellidae. Gene Ontology annotation, biological process: regulation of transcription by RNA polymerase II. The record is from RefSeq and is a predicted model, not a curated record. The transcript is spliced from 15 exons. Gene Ontology annotation, cellular component: nucleus.
AGUGCCCCGUGUGCCGCCCGGGGUCGCUGGAGCGGUGGUCUCUGCUCGGAGUCACUCGGGUUGUGUUUCUCUGCACGUCUAGCGGCACACCCACAAUAAACUGCCUACUAGAAGUAAUAAACCCAACGCGCGGUGGACUUAAAAAGAAGCUGCAAGUCACCUUGUAAUGGAAGAGAGUGGAGCUGACCAUGAUAUUGCUAUGGAAGGAUCUAAUGAUUUGUUCAUAGGCAGCUGUAAUGCUACAGGAGAGUCAGAAACAAAUGAUCAGAUUUUUCAGAAGUUGCUGCUCAAAGUACAUUUUACUGUUUUUCCUCUGUGAAAGCAACUGAGGUGCAUGGAUUCCAGGGAUCUAUUGUUCGGCCAGAGCGACUCUCCCCCAGCCCUGCCCACCGCAGUCCCCCUGUCGGGCAGCCCUCCCCAGGCGCGGUCCUGCUCUGCCGAGGAGCUGCCCGGGGCAGAGCAGCCCAGGCAGCCGCUGUGUGAGCUGCAGCCCCUGGGAGGGCCCGGUGCACCCAUGAUGAUUGUUACCAGCCAGUCAGAAAAUGGGCAGGUGCUGCAUGUCAUUCCUUCUGCCCAGCCAGGAGUGACCCAAGUGAUUAUUCCUCCAGGUCAGCUUCUGGAUGUGACCAGCACACAGGAUAUUUCAGAAGAGAAGUGUGGUGAUGGCAAUCUGCAGACUGUGGUGGUGGCUUCCAUAGCAGACAGUGCAAGCAGUUACAUUCUACAUCCACAGGCAUCUCUCACUGUAUCAAAAAAAUCAACCACCAGGGCAGUGGAAGAUUCUUUUCCCAUCCCUCUUCAGCCAUUGCCACUAAAUACGCCUGCAUGGGCACGCCGUCUCAGGAACUGUGAGAGAAUUGGGGACUCGUACCGCGGCUAUUGCGUGAGCGAGGCAGAGUUAGAGAGCGUCCUGGCGCUGCACAAGCAGCAGACACAGAGCGUGUGGGGCACGCGCCAGUCUCCGAGCCCCGCCAAACCCGCCACACGCUUGAUGUGGAAAUCCCAGUAUGUCCCAUAUGAUGGGAUCCCCUUUGUCAAUGCAGGAAGCAGAGCCAUUGUAAUGGAGUGCCAAUAUGGGCCAAGGAGGAAAGGAUUUCAGCCCAAAAAAGCUGGUGAGCAGGAAAGCACCUCUAGCCAGCUGUACAAAGCCACUUGUCCAGCAAGGAUCUAUAUUAAAAAGGUCCAAAAGUUUCCAGAAUACAGGGUUCCUACUGACCCUAAAAUUGACAAGAAAAUCAUAAGAAUGGAGCAGGAGAAAGCAUUCAACAUGCUGAAGAAGAACUUGAUAGAUGCUGGUGGUGUGCUCAGGUGGUAUGUACAGUUACCUACUCAGCAAGCCCACCAAUAUCAUGAGAUGGAAACUUCCUGCCUCCCUCCUUCACCAUCCCAUCUUUCUGUGUCUUCUCCUGAGGAGGAGGAGGAGUUCAUUAGGGAUGAGAACAGUACUCUGCCUUCUCGACUUCAUCCUCAAGUGGCAGACAAGAUCCGUGAGCUGGUGUCUCAGGGAGUGGAGCAGGUCUAUGCAGUGAGGAAGCAGCUAAGAAAGUAUGUGGAAAGAGAAUUGUUCACACCUGAUGAAGUGCCAGAAAGACAUAACCUGUCCUUCUUCCCCACUGUGAAUGACAUCAAGAACCACAUUCAUGAAGUGCAAAAGUCCCUAAGGAAUGGAGAGAUGGUGUAUGAUUCAGAAAGUAUCCCAGCAACGCUGCAAUGGACCACAGACAGUGGGAAUGUCCUCACAGAAACAGUGACGGUUGCGUUUGCCUCAGCACCUUCUGAUGGGAGCUCAGGAGUCGAGUCAGUCAUCACCAAAGCAGAAUCCAACCAGAGCGGGGAGUCCUUGGUACCAGAAACAGCUCAGCUGCUGUCUUCACUCUCCUCUCUUCAGCCCAAGAUAUUUGCACAGCUUCAGGGAUUACAGCUGCAGUCAGCAUUUACCUCGACAAACGGAUCAACAGCCCUGCUAGCUGUAAAUAACCAUUCCCCUCCCAGCCCUGCAGGUCUCCUGGAUUCCCUGGGGGGUGCAAUAGGCAGCCAUUCUCUAGCACUGGGUCAGGGGCACAGUCUGCAAGGUGCUGGCCUGACACAGGACAGUGCUGCUGUGCCUGCUUUUGGGGCUCUGCCUGCCUCUGAUCAGAGUCUGCUUGCCAUGGGCCAGCUGGUGCCAGGCGAAGGGGUGGAUGACUCCAGAAGCCUGGAAGGAGGAGUGCAGCAGAUUCUCUUGGGAGAUGUGCAGACUAUCCCAGUACGGAUUGUGGACAGCCAGCCAGCACUUACUGAAGAAAGUACAGAGGGUGUUGUUACUUGUGUGAGCCAAGUUAAACAAGAACCAAGAGAGAAAGCAUUGUCUAUGGAAACAGAUAAAAUCAGAGACUGCCACAGUUCCUCACCAUAGUUCUUCACCUUCACCUGUGAAGCCUGGAAGGAUUUUCAAAUUGGAGAACUCUAAAUGUCUUGGAAGGAAAGGCAGGUGCUCUCAAAGUACUGCCAUUCUUUUUUAAUUUCUAUAUGACUUUCAGAAUAAGCAUAUUUUAGAGUACUUCUGAUAGAAAGCUGUUUUGCUUGGACUGAUGGGGCUCACUGCCAACUCCAGGUCAUUCCGUUGCCCCGUGGAACACCACCUCACUCUUCUGUUUCAAGUUUUGAGUAAUUUGGAUUCUAUCCAAAUGGUCAUUUUGUUCAUUGUUUCUGAAGGUCUUCCACAAUUUAAUUCCUUAACUUUAGAAUGUGGAUCACAAUGCUGGGUUCACAUUUUCUGCUUGAAACCCUUGACUUUUAUUGUACUACAGAGACCAUAGAAUCUGUCAGCUCCAAGAUCACAGAAUCCAACAGCAAAGUAGAUCAGUAUGGCAAUGGUUUUGUGACAAAAGGAAGGUCCAGGAUGCUAAACUUCAAAGUGAUAAAGGACAUGGAUGCUUAAGAAAAUGCAACUUUGACCUGAUCAUAAUGUUAAUGGUGUGAAGAUCAAGGAGAGGAGAAAGGUGAGGUUUCCAGGUGAACAUAAGGCUGUAUGAUAAAGAAAAGUGUGUGAAUUGUAACAGUGAAUGUUUUUGACUUGACACCUUUGAACUUAAGUUCUGGCUUUAUAAUGAGGUUCAUUGAUGCAUGCAGCCUUCCUUUGCAGCGGUACUGUGAUUGCAGUUGGUCAUAACAACUAAAUGUAGGAGUCUUUCUCAUGGAAAAUGAUUGAUGCUGCCAUUUCAGCUUAUCUACCUCUUGCUUUGAGCACUUGAAGCUAUCAGCUCAGACAAAUGUGAUUUAAGCUGCUGUUGUUUGGUAUGUAGGGCUUGUGGAUACAUUCCUAACAAAGAGAAGCCCAAGAAAACAAAGGAAGCAAUCAAAGCACUAUGUCCAAGUAUGCUGUCACCACAACAUUCAGAAAAUAAACUAAUCUUUUUCAAAGGUGACAUAUUCUAAGACUUAUGUGGUCCAUACAAUUCAAAUAAUUACCAGGAAUCUUUAGAAAAUAAAAUGUGAUAAAAAUUAAAGUUUAGUAAUAUUUGAGGUAAAGCCAUAGUAAGUGACAAGCACUGAGCUGUGUAAUGUGUGACAGACAUUUAGAAAAAAAAAUCACACCUACAAAUAACUUGGAAUCAAUUUAAAGCUGUAAAUGAAGUAAAACUGAUAACAACAUAGACAUCAAGUUAAGCAAUUGCAUUGUUUGCUUCAGAUGUUGAAUUCCUAGAGCAACAUUCAGAGUAGUUUCUAUACAGCAAUAGGAGCCUUUUUGUUAUUAGUUCCUGCUAACUAGUUGAGAGCCUGAUCAUAAAAUAGGGGUUUUUUUCUGCAUGCUGUGGAAGAAUCCAGUGUGAGGAUUCUCUCUUUUUCAGACUUGAAAACAAGCAAACAAAUAACCCCAGGGAAAUUUAUUAGUUCAUUUAUGUAGAGAAGAAAGUGUUGUGAAUAUUAUAUGAACCAAAAUAUUAACAUUUUAAAAUUGUUACUUUACCUUGCACUCAAGCAUUCACAAACAUCUUCUAAACAGUGGCGAUUUAAAGUUAUUUUUUCAUUUUAUUUAAAGCUAAAACUUUCAAAAGCCUUACAUUGAACUUGAGUUCUGAAUGCCUUUAUAUGCAAAAUCUGUUAGGUGCUAUAUCUUAGUCUUAACAUAUAUCAACUUCUCUGAGGCUAACUAACAUUAUAAUAUUAUUUGUUUAAAGCUAAUGUUUCUGGGUUAGGUCCCAUUAGAAUUUUCCAACAGGAUUAUGCUCUUAUUAAACAAGAGCCAGUAUUUUAUCAGGCAAGUGCAUUAAAAAAAUCUCAAUUUUUUCAGAGCCUCUAAUAUUUAGUAUCUACACUGACUUGUUUUAUGGUAUGUUUUACUCAUUCCUAGGUAGGAAAAAUCCCACAAGAUUCACCUGUGGCACUUAUUUAUUUGGUUGGGGUUUUUAAUCUUGCCUUGUUUGUUUGUUGGUGUUUUUUUUUUGGUAGGUCAUUUUGCUAAUUGCCAAAAUGGAACUCCCAGAUGGAAGUUGUCUGCUGCAGUGUUAGUUCUGGAGCACUCACUCAGCAGUCCCCUUCUCUUUUCCAGCUCAAAAACUGCAUACCAGAAUGGUUACCUCCUUCUAUGCUGCUGUGUUCAAUAAUUCCAUCAUGGCCAGCUUUUCUUAAAGUUUAAACUAUUGCAUUCCAACCUAUAUUCUCUUUCCCUAUAUUGCUCUUUUUUUAAGAAUUUUUCCUCAUUGUUGAGAAUCCUUCUUUUCAAAAGAAUAAAUUACAACUAAAGAUUACCAGCAAGAGGUUGUUUCCGUUUUAGUUCUCUUCAAAGCAGACUAUACAUUUGUGAUUGGAGUAAAAGCUUAAGGAAAGUCAAGCUAUAUUUCCAUCAGUUCUUGCUUAGUUCCCUCAUUAACAGUUCUGGUUUGUGCACAGUUCUUUCCACCAUGAGCUACAGUUUCCUCCUGUGCUGCACAGUAUUUCUGGUGGUAUUUCUGGUUUUGACCUACUGCUCACAGCUGGAGAAAACCAUCUUGAAUUGCAGGUUCUGAAAUUAAUUUUGUAUUCUAUCCUGAUUUGCAUGGUACUCUGAAAACAAUAGAAGAAAAAGUUGCAAGAAUUUUAAAGAAGCAGUAAAGAAUUAGUUGUUUUUAAAAGCUGGGGAUCAGACUUGCAAUUCUGUUAUUCUGUUUAUUGGGAAAUUUAUUUUAAACGAUUCUUGAGUCAAUACUCACAUUUUUGUCUUCAGUUUUCUUAAUUUUUGCAGAAUUUCAGUUCUUUGUCUUCCAGAUACAUAUUUCAGUUUAUUACUGUCAUUUAUUUUAAUUUAAUGUAAUAAUUCUUUUUCAAAGUGUGUUUUACAUUUGUUUUGUGCGUGUUGCUGAAGGAGGAAUAUGAACUCACCCCCAUGUCCAGUCUUUAUGUUUGAUUUAAUGUAUUUUUUCACUAAUAUCCACCUAUGUUUUACAGAGAAGACUGUUAUGUAUCUGAAAAAGAUCAGAAGUAAAUGGUGCCACGUGUAAUCGUUAAAGUUGUUUAAAUAGAAUACUCAAGGCUGAUUUUUCAGAGUAAUCUAUGUAGCUUGAUGCAGAGUACUUGGUUAUUACUUUGUGUUGGAAUUGCAGAUGUUUACUUUUUCUUGUGGUUGUUGUGUGCAAGCACUUAUUUUGAAAAUCUAGAAUUCCUGUCCUUCAACAGUACUGUAAAUGAACAACUGAUUCUCCAGUUAUCCUUGGUUAUCCUAUGCACUUAUCCUAUCCAGUUAUUGUUGUUGGUUGUCUGUAAGAGUGAUUGGUUGCUUUACAAGAAGAGAUGUGCUUCUGUAUGUGCAUGCAAAGAUAACCUUUUGGUAAAAUGUGGAGAAGGUGUAAAAAGGUACAUAUCUAUAGCUCUCAUUCAAGGCUGGAGGCCUCUUGGACAGAAACUAAUACUGGUAAUGAGUGCUUUUUGUGGUACAAAAUUAUUGCAGUUUCCACAAAAUUUAGAUGCAUAAAUGUCUGUGUAUGUAUGUGUAUGUAUAUUUUUUUUCUAUAGUAACUUAAUGUAAAAUAUUCCUAUUCAAAUGUAAACUACUUGUUCUUUUCAAGUACUGGUCUAUUUUGUGGCUAUGGGGGCUCAUGGGGAGAAAUGCAAGAGCUCUUUCAGGGCAGUGGAUUUUAAGGAUGAUGGAGAACAAGUAAGACAGCUUCAGGGAGAAGCUUCAGGUGGAAGAACUACUUCAGAUGGAAGAAAUUGCUGAAAAGCAAGGAUCCUGCUGGGAGGGCAGAUGGGGGCUGUGCCUAGGGGGUUUUGGGGUUGAGAGCCCAAGGGCUCAAUGCAGUUCCUGAGUCUAUCCAUAGUCCUCUCUAUGCCAGUAGUGGGUAGUGUGAGUUCAUGGUAGGAAUUUAAAGGUAUGAAGAGAAGGGAAGCCUGCCCUGCCCUUAAAAGCAGAAAAGCUGCUUCAGUUUUGGUGAGCACCAGAGGCAGAUAAAUGACUCCCCAUAGUCUGAGGUGCCCAUUCUUAGCUUCUGAUAUAAAGAAGAAACUCCUCUUGAAGCUUCAGCCCAGGGCUGUAGACUCUUUUUCUUUACCUGUUACCAAGGAAAACAAACCUUUUCUUUCCAACUGAAUUAACCUGCUGCUUUUCUCAUCCCACUGACUGCAGCUCAGUAUCUGCCCAAAUGUCUCUUUCUUCAGACUUACUAAGGCUUCCACAGAAAUCCCAUGCCCUCAGGCCCUCCAAUUCUCAGUGUUUCACUGUUGGACUGUUGAAGGAGCUGCUGAGUUCACUGCACAGGUAAACACUGGUGAGCUUUGCCCCAUCAGUUUUUCUCCUUCUUUCCCCACAAUCAUAAGUACAUAUAUUCCUUUAAAUUGCAUUAAGGUUUUUUAUUUGCCUGCUUAGGGGUUUAUCAUUGUUACUGGGAUGAGUAUGAAGGAGCCCUAUUUUACAGACCAUUUACAUUCACAGCAACUGAAAAUAUUUGAUAAAACAAGGAGGAAAGGAUGGUUUCUGCCAGCUGUUAGGGCUGACCUCUUUCAUACCACUUGAAUUCCUGAUUCUGGCUGUGGGUAGUAGAUGCCUGUUAAGUUGUCUGUCUGUUGGCAAAAGUGCAAUUUUCUCCCUUAAGGCUGUUCAAGCAGACAGGUUCUCAGAUGUUUAGGUAGGAAGAUUCUGUUCCAUUAGGGAUAGAAAGUGUGAUACAGCUGAGGAUGGUAGGAAAAGUUACUGCUCUUUAUUGGUCUCUGAUGAGAAAAUCAUCUUUGAUCUGCCUUGCCUUUCUGAACAAAGCUCUCGUAGGAAUAGACUUCAGAGCCUAUCCCAUCAGUAGCAAUUAUCUUCUCCCCAAAACAAUGCACCUCAUUAAUGAAUGAAACCAGCCAUGUAUAAAACUGGUGAUGUUAAUUUUUUAGGUCAGAAGCUAUCCAGCUGGCCUAUCCAAAAACAGCAGCUAAGGUAUGAUCUGGGGGGAAAAGGAGGAGAGAGCAAAUAACAGGAAUGUGUGUGCAUAUGUUUUUUUUUUCCAAUGUAAGCUCUUACAUCUAAGUAUCCCAUUCCAUUUCUGAUGCACAUGACAAAUGAAAUGUUUAUUUUCUGAAGGGAUUUGAAAUGUUUUCUGGAGAGUCUUCAAAGGAGUGAUCAUAAAUAGUAUUGCUGUAUCAUGCAAACUACUGGUACGUGUUUGUCAACUAGGACCCCAUCCUGUUCUUGUACAGAAGGGGUUUUAAAAGCAUGGAAAGCUUUACAUGUAGUGUCCUUGUCCUAAGGAGCCUUCCCUGGACAGGAAAAUAGGAGCUGUGGGAGUAAUUCUCAUCAGGAGUCUUUAACCUCUGAUAGAUAGAAGACACCUUGCAAAAAGCAUGUAUAUGAUAGUCUCUCACACAAGUCACCUUUGGAUACUUUGUAGUUUUAAAGUACAUAUGCAUACGUAUAUAGAUGUAUGUACUUCAAAAUAAAAUGGAGAUAUGACUAUAGUUGUUUGCACAUAGUUCUUUAAUACUAUUUUAAUUACACUUAUCUGUGGUUAAAUGAUGCAGAUAUAUUAGGGCACAUGUAGUCAGAUCUUUUAUGUUGGUAAUUGGAAUUCAUGUUUUUACUACAACCAUCCUUCACUCUCUGCAGUGUGGCUCAGUUGGUCAUUUGGCAUGUACUGGCUUCUGUUAAUGACAUUCUGCCUGUUUAAACAAGAGCAUGCUGUUCUGAGCAAAUUAAAUUUCUCACUCCUCCUGAUCUUUUUUCUAACAGGGAUUGAUAUGGCUCAUCAUGAAAAUCUGUUUGUAGUAUAGUGCUUUCACAAGAGUUGAUUUCUGGGUCCUCACUAGGAAGGAACUAGAGGGCAAAAGCUUACAUACUAUUGGAUCUGCCAUUUGGACAUUUGUCUAAUUUGUCUGGAUUUCUAUAGCAGGACAGUGCCAAUACAGCAUAAACUGCCACUAAAAUACUGUAAACAUUCAGCUCUCUCCCUUGGUCAAGUGUUGACAGUUCAGUGGCUCCAGGAAAGAUCAUAGGAAUAUUUCUGCUCUUUGGAGAACAGUUUCUGUUCUGUAGAUACUAUUUAGAACAUAAUUGGGUGUGGCAUCAAAUGGCAGUAGGAGA